AUGGCACCUCCACCAGUAAUAACGGGUAUUUCGCCAAAAGAAGGUCCCCCGGGUACUAGAGUUACAUUGAGAGGUGAAUUUUUAGGUACUAAAGCUCAGGAUCUUAUUGCGGAAUGGAAAUCUCAAAAUAAAAUAAUAGCUAGAUCAGGACCAUGUAAAGGACGCGGUGACAUAAUAGUAACAACUCGCAGUGGUGGACAAGGAACAUCAACGGUACAAUUUCGUGGUUAUCAUGAGACAAUAGGCCCAAUGAAAGAAUCGGCAGUUUGGGUCGAAGAAGCUCCAGUACAAAACUUCGUCUGGGGUAGGCGCGCGCUAUCACCAACUAACUAUCAGCAGGAAGAUCCAUUGGGGCUGAGCGUUGAGGGCAACGACAACAAAAAGUUUCCCGAAGAUGAACUAUGUGAGUUGUUCGGAGACAGUAAUGGUGAGUUGACAAGCGAUAAAUUCCAUCCCGGUUGGUUUUUACUCCAACACCACCACGCGACCACACUGGACGAUUUAAAAGCUGGACUUGCUUACUUGAGACGGAAAGUUAAUUCCCAAAAAGAAGGACAGUUGUCAUUUUUAAAGGCGAAUGUUGGCGCUGUGAUGGAACAACUCGAGACGAUUGUUUUGUUGAAAGAACAAUUUGAGCUGGAUGUCAAAAAAUUCGGCAAUGACCCAACAGCUAAACUAGAACAAGCGAUUCGCACGUCGAUGGCUGAAGCAAAUAAACUGUUUGACGAUGUCCUAGCCCGUAGAGAUCGUGCGGAUGCUACCCGCAGUGCCUUAUCAAUAAUGCAGCGUUACAAAUUUUUGUUCUGCAUGCCAAUAAAUAUUGAGAAAAACAUAAAGCGUGGCAAUUAUGACCUCAUCAUCAACGACUACGCGCGUGUUAAAAAUUUAUUCGGCAACACAGAUGUUGAAAUAUUUAAGAAGGUGUUUGUUGAAAUUGAAAAUAAAAUACAAGAGCUCCGGGACAUAUUGCGUAAAAAAUUAGAGGAGACACCAUUUGACGUUGAGACGCAGAAAAAAAUAAUAAGAAACCUGGUUAACUUGGAAGCUGAUGGAGAUCCAGCGUGGGAUGCAAUAGCUGCUCACGGUUCUUAUUUAGAUAAAAACAUAACCAGCUGUCUCAGUGAUUACUUUGGAUCCGAGGGUGCUUCUGGUGACGAUCCAAGCAAUAAAACGACUGGUAAAUCUAAUAAUGUAACUCCAAUAGCCGAUCGUCUUAAAUUAUACCGCAUGGAUGCAAACGCUAACGUACCGGCUCGGGUACUCUGCAUCGAAGCGAUUUGUGACGUGGUCACCGAACAGCUUCCAGAUCUUUGGCGACUAGGCCAGAGUUAUUUUUCGGGACAAUUGCACGUCGCUGUUGAUACUAAUAAGCAGAGUGCUUUUAAAAACUUGGUACUGUCGUGCAUCCAGCAUGCCAGCGAAGCUAUGAGAGAAUGCUGCGGCUCAAACAUGACUCCAGCUUGGUUGCUGCACAGUUUACGUUGUAUCCGACACAUGUAUACUGCGCUGAUUCAUCUAGAUUUACCAAGUGACGCUUUGGAUAUUUUUGGUAAAUUUUUAUUUGAUCUAAGACUUCAAUGCUUAGUAGCAUUAUUCAAACAAACUGCUGAAAAUAUCAGCGGAUUACAGUCAAAGGAAGCCUGGCAACUGGAAUACCUGGAUAAUUUAGACGGUGGAAUCACUAAAUUACCGGGUUUGUUUGAACAAAUGAUUAUGGAAGUCGCUGAGCUAGCACGGGAAACCGCAAUUGCUUGCGGAUUGCGUGAAGCACCACUGCUGGAGUCACCAACAUCUCAAGCGCUGUACCAUAACGCGGUGAGAAGUCUCUUUAUUGCUUUUGCUAAAUGCCUGAAACAACUGGCAUUCAGCGGGAGUGAAGAAGCCGGCGAUGAAGAUGAUCCCUCGGUGUCACAGCUAGUUGGUUCACCAGCUUGCUAUCGCAUACGUGACAACAAAUGCCGUGUAGAAACAACAACACCUACAUGGGAAAAAUGUUUGCUGAUAUCUUUAAGUAACAUACGUUAUACAUUGAAUAAUAUUUUACCAAAAGUUGUGAGUGCGUUGAGAGCACGCGGUUAUCCAGACUUGUCAUUAGCUGAUGGAUGGUCAGAUGAUUGGACGCAGCUUGAGUCUUUGGACACUGCGGUGCUUGAAGCUUAUCUUGAGAGACGCUGUGACCCUCUUGUUGGCACCAUCGAGCCUAGUAUGUAUCUAGGUGGCUUAGAAUGGGAUUCGCAAAUAGAACCCACACACAUACGUCCUUACGCUCAAGAAAUAAUAGCUAAUCUUAUCGCUGUUCAUGCUGAGGUAACUCGCGUCUCUCCUUGUCUUCUCAAACGUGUCUUGUCGCAUAUCGUUGAAACAAUUGCUGAAGAACUAGCACGGCUUAUGUCGUGUGUCAGGAAAUUUGGAACCAAAGGAGUCAUUCAGGCACGCACGGAUAUUCACUUAUUGAGAGAUACUUUGGAUAUUUAUUGUACUACUCGUGCUAGGAAUUUUUUCGAAGAAGCAUUGGAUGCUAUCGCAUUGCCAAAUAACGACAAGAUUGAUGUUACUAAGGUAGAAACACUUUUAAAUAAAGUCAAGUCAUCAAUGCAACUUCAGAUUCGUUGUUUAGCUGAAAGACCCAAGUCUCCAGACAUUUCACGUCAUAAUUCCAGUCAAAUCACUACUGUUAUGUAA
Molecule: messenger RNA, 2682 nt
Organism: Cotesia congregata
Lineage: Eukaryota; Metazoa; Arthropoda; Insecta; Hymenoptera; Braconidae
Source: the annotation of a GenBank genome assembly